Hyphopichia burtonii NRRL Y-1933 is the source of this 2277-nucleotide messenger RNA. It is a transcript of the gene PMT4, whose product is annotated as dolichyl-phosphate-mannose-protein mannosyltransferase. Lineage: Eukaryota; Fungi; Ascomycota; Pichiomycetes; Serinales; Debaryomycetaceae. The transcript has a single exon. Gene Ontology annotation, cellular component: endoplasmic reticulum; membrane. The coding region runs from base 1 to 2277 and encodes 758 amino acids. Gene Ontology annotation, molecular function: dolichyl-phosphate-mannose-protein mannosyltransferase activity. Gene Ontology annotation, biological process: protein O-linked glycosylation via mannose. The record is from RefSeq and is a predicted model, not a curated record.
AUGUCUCAGAGCUUGAAGAAAAGAACCGAGAAGGGUACUGGUAAGAAGGCCAGUCCCCAACCAGAAACGUAUACCGAUGAUGACUUGAACAAAACGAAAGCAUAUGAAACGGCCGAAGAAGAAGAGGAAGAGCCUAAUCAUAGAUACUGGGUAGCUAUGAUUUUGGUUACGUUAUUGGCAAUCUAUGUUCGUUUCAAUAAGAUUGGCACUCCAGAUAAAGUUGUAUUUGACGAGGUUCAUUUUGGGAAAUUUGCUUCAUAUUAUUUAGAAAGAACUUAUUUUUUCGAUUUACAUCCUCCAUUUGCUAAAUUGUUGAUUGCCUUUGCGGGUUGGAUUGUUGGUUAUGAUGGGUCUUUCAAAUUUGAAAACAUUGGGGAUAAUUAUAUUAGCCAUGGUGUUCCUUAUAUUGCUUAUAGAUCAUUACUGGGGAUUCAAGGUACUUUAGUUGUUCCAAUUGUAUUUUGGACUAUGAAGACUUUGAAAUUCUCGGUUCCUGCUUGUUUAUUAUCCAGUAUUUUAAUCUGUUUUGAUAAUGCUCAUGUGGUUGAUUCUCGUUUGAUUUUAUUAGAUGCAACCUUGAUUUUAAGUGUUGCAUUAACUAUUUAUCUGUAUGUUAAAUUCAGUACUUAUCGUCGUCAACCUUUUACUAAAUGGUGGUGGAUUUGGUUAACUUUAACCGGGGUCUCGUUAUCUUGUGUUAUUUCAACCAAAUACGUUGGUGUUUUCACUUAUGUCACUAUUGGUAUUGGGGUAUUACAUGAAUUAUGGAUCUUAUUGGAUUAUAAAAAGGGUUUGACCAUUCCUGAAUUGGCUAAACAUUUCUUUGCUAGAUUAUGGUCUUUAAUUGUUUUCCCAUUCUGUAUUUAUUUAUUCUGGUUUUAUUUACAUUUUGCAAUUUUAAAUAAAUCUGGUCCUGGUGACUCUUUUAUGUCUUCUGAUUUUCAAGAAACUUUAAUUGAAUCUCCUUUAGCCAGAUUAUCUAAAACUGUCAAUUAUUAUGAUAUCAUUACCAUUAGACAUAAAGAAACUGACUCCUUUUUACAUUCUCAUGAAGCAAUUUAUCCAUUACGUUAUGAAGAUGGUAGAAUUUCAUCUCAUACUCAACAAGUUACUUGUGUUUUCGAUCCAGAAAGUAAAGAAGCUGAGGAUGCCAAUAAUCAAUGGGAAAUUGUACCAACUAAGGAAAAUCUGCAAUUUGAUAAAGGAGUUGCUGUCUUUACUAAUGAUAUCGUUAGAUUUAGACAUAUUGGUACCGGUGGUUAUUUAUUAACUCAUGACGUUGCUUCUCCUUUGAAAGCUACCAAUGAAGAAUUUACCAUUGCUCAUGGUGACGAUGCUGAAGAAAAAUAUAAUGAAACUUUAUUCAGAUUACGUUUUUCACAAACCGGUUCUGGAACUAAAAAUAAGAGGAAAGUGGUUAAAUCAAAGGCUACUCCUUUAAAAAUCAUUCAUGUUGACACCGUGGUGGCAAUGUGGACCCAUGAUGAUGAAUUAUUACCAGAAUGGGGGUUUGGUCAUCAAGAAGUUAGUGGUAAUAAAAAAAUUCAAGAUAGAGAUAAUUCUUGGUAUUUUGAUGAUAUUGUUAAUUUAGAAGAAGAAGAUCCAAGACAUAACUACGUUCCGAAAGUAGUUAAACAUAGACCUUUCUUACAAAAAUGGUGGGAAUUACAAGGUCUUAUGUUUUAUCAUAAUAACUUGUUAUCUUCAGAACAUCCAUUUGCUUCCCAACCGGACGCUUGGCCAUUGGCUUUAUCUGGGGUUUCUUUCUGGAAUGAUAAUGAUGAAAGAAAACAAAUCUUUUUCAUUGGUAAUGUCAUUGGUUUCUGGACAGAAGUGGGUUUCUUAGCAAUCUAUCUUGGUUUACUCUUAGCUGAUCAAGUUACUCGUCGUCGUAACGUCCAUAUUUUAAGCAAUAAAGCAAGAUCAAGAUUAUAUAACACCUUGGGUUUCUUCUUUGCCGGUUGGGCUGCUCAUUACUUCCCUUUCUACUUAAUGAAUAGGCAAAAAUUCUUACAUCAUUAUUUACCAGCUCAUUUAAUUGCUGCCAUGUUCACUGGUGGUUUGGUUGAAUUCUUGUUUUCUAAAAACUCAACCACCUCUAACCGUUUGACUGGUGCUAAUAGACUCAAGGCAACUGCCUUGGUCUUGGUCAUUUCCAUUGGUGUCAUUUGGUUCUUCUUCUACUUUAGACCAAUCACCUACGGUGAUAUUAGCAUAGCUCCUGAAGAAAUUAAGAAAAGACAAUGGUUAGAUAUCAAAUUACAUUAUGCCAAAUAA